Dentiscutata heterogama is the source of this 381-nucleotide messenger RNA. NCBI's taxonomy places the organism in Eukaryota, Fungi, Glomeromycota, Glomeromycetes, Diversisporales, Gigasporaceae. The record is from the annotation of a GenBank genome assembly.
AUGUCUGAAGUUACACGACUUUCUUAUCACGUCUUGAAUUCAGGAGUUUUACGACAAAACUACGAUGCCAAUGACCUGGCUAGAUCUUAUCGAUGUGUUGAUGAACUUACAGGAUUUAAAGUUCUGCAGCUUGUUGUAAUGCCAGAAUGUCAUAGAAAUAAUAUACGUUGUUCAAGGACUAUUAAACAAAUUACGACAUGUAUUUGGAACGAUCAUACAACAAGAAGUGAUAAAGAAUAUUUUAUUGACCUCGCAAGUCAGAUUAAUGAAAUACUUGCAAAUCAGAGGCCAUAUCGAACCAUCCGUAAAAGACCUAGAAGAAUGCCUGACAUGGAACAUAAUUCUCUUUCCUUAACUAUAUUUUAUGGCAGUAAUUUUUGA